Molecule: messenger RNA, 1047 nt
Organism: Vespa mandarinia (Asian giant hornet)
Lineage: Eukaryota; Metazoa; Arthropoda; Insecta; Hymenoptera; Vespidae
Product: odorant receptor 4-like
Biological process (GO): sensory perception of smell; detection of chemical stimulus involved in sensory perception of smell
Cellular component (GO): plasma membrane
Molecular function (GO): olfactory receptor activity; odorant binding
Source: RefSeq, a predicted model, not a curated record
AUGGGAGUCAUUUCGAUUACCGAAAACAUAUCGGAUAUGGAAUAUGUUAUUGCUUGCUUUGAAGAGAACUUGUUCAAUUUUAUGACGCUAUUGAAGAUAUCCAUAUGCAGAAUUAAUAGCAAUUCGUUGGCCGAAAUUUUAAAGCAAGUCAAAAUCGAUCUUAUUCCAGAAAGAUACAAAACCGAUGAGGAAAAGAUUGCUUUUUUAAAUUAUAACAAUUUUAGUCUAAAGCUCGUUAAGUUGAGUAUAGGAGCAAGCAGCACAGCCGCUUUGCUGUAUUAUCUGUCCCUUUCAGCUACCAACAUUGAAAUGGUCCUUGCAAAUUCAUCUUACGGAUACGUAUUGCCAUACAAAAUUCGUACGCUGAUAGUACCGACAAAUCUAAUAAUCUACAUCUGUCUUUGUCUAUAUCAAUUUAUAACAGUACUAAUUACAGUCUUCGGUUAUGUCGGAACUGAUUGUCUAUUAAUCAGUUUGGUACUCCAUGUCAGCGGUGUUUUCUCUGCACUUUCCUCCAAAGUAAAGCACGUUUUGGACAAUCCGGAGAAUCGUAAACGUCGAAUAAAGAAAUUAAUAUUAAGACACAUACGUCUAGUACGGUUAGCUGAUUCUUUGGAAAGUGAAUUCAACUUACUAAUUUUACAACAAUUAAUGGGAAGUACUCUUCACCUUUGUCUUCUUGGUUACGACGCGCUCGCUGUAAAUUUAACAUAUACAUUUUUUAUUGCAUGUAUAGCGGCAGGAGAGCAAGCAAAGUUAAUCUCUAAUGUAUUAAUUGCAUGUCGUGUUUUAAGCACGCUAUUACUUUACAGCUAUAUCGGAGAGUGUGUUAUUAAUGAAAGUACAUCCUUUGGUAAAUCAUUUUAUCAGUGCAAAUGGUACAACAUAUCGCAAGAGGAGAUUAAAUUAAUGCACAUUUGUAUGGUGCGAUCGUCAAAGCAAAUGCAACUGACCGUAGGCAAAUUUUUCGUGUUGUCGUUGACUACAUUCACAGAUGUUGUGAAGACAUCAAUGGCAUACUUAUCCGUGCUUCGAACGUUUAUGUAA